Messenger RNA from Chilo suppressalis (striped riceborer), 7107 nucleotides. Lineage: Eukaryota; Metazoa; Arthropoda; Insecta; Lepidoptera; Crambidae. The record is from the annotation of a GenBank genome assembly.
CAAGCUGUAGCGGGUGGUUCGUAGCGCGCGCGUUGCCAGUGCUAUCGUGGCGGCGUAGCGGGUCGGACGGGUCUACGCGCUACGAAACAAGCGAAAGUCGAUUGAGCGAGCGCGUGUCCUGGACGUGUUGAGCGCAAAUCGUACGACUUUAGAUUUUCAAAUAGUUUUUUCCCCUAUAAAUAAACCUUAUUACCAGUGAGCGUGGAGUGAGUUACUGUGCACACAAGUGAUUGUUACGGAAUAUCAGGUGUAGUGUUGCAACCGUAACGAUGAGUGUCUACGAACCGUUUGUGACAUCCAUAACUAAAGAUAAGUGAGAGUACCAGUUGAUCAAUAAUGAAUAAGAGGUGAUAAGUGGUAUCCAAAAUGGCGAUGGUGAUUUCACAGACGACCAAAGCGGCAAUCGGUGGGUUCCUCGCCCUGAUGGUGUUAGGGGCAGUGCUGGUGGUAGGGGCAGCGUUUGGGUGGUUUGACCCUAAAAGGGAAGAUGAAGAUACACCUGCUAAAAUCAGUGCAAGACUGCAAGGGCGAACUUCAUUUGUUACUCAUCGCGCGGUUAAUCCAGAUGAAAAUCGGCUACCCGUGAUCUCGCAUUCUUCACCAUUCUUUAGUGCGGUCAAAGGAGAGAAAGGAGAUAUGGUGCCUCCAGGAUACUGCAGAUGCAGUUUAGGCGACAUAUCGCAGAUACUUGAAGUCACUCCAGAGCUCAGAGGGCCUCCUGGCCCACAAGGCCCGACUGGGGCUGAUGGUACUACCGGAUCUCCAGGGAAAACUGGACAAAUGGGAGAUCCAGGACCACCCGGGCCAGUGGGGCCCAAAGGUGACAGAGGCGAAAGGGGUGAACAAGGCUCAAAUGGGCCAGAAGGUCAGCUAGGUCCAAAGGGUGAACCGGGCUUGGAUGGUGUUCAAGGUCCACAGGGUCCACCUGGCCCACCUGGGCCACCAGGGCCCGUAUCUUCAGCAUUGAUGGAAUCAACAGUCCUCUACGGGUCUGGCAAUGGUGGUCUGCCAGGAGCGCAGGGUGAGAGAGGUCAAAUGGGCUUACCUGGUCCACAAGGUGAACGAGGAUAUCCGGGCAAUAAAGGAGAAAGGGGUCUUCAUGGCCCAAAGGGCGAUAAAGGAGAAAGAGGGUUCAUGGGUCUGAGAGGGCCACAUGGCGCCAAAGGGGAAAGGGGACAGCCCGGGCGAGAUGGCACGCCGGGCCUCCCGGGCGCUCACGGCCGGCCGGCCGAAAAGGGUGAAAAAGGUGCACGUGGUCUUCCUGGCCCACCCGGGCCACCAAUAACUGCUGUAUCCGAAAACUCCGUAUCAACUGACAUACAGCAAAAUGGAGUUCGAGAGAUGCAAAGGAUAAAAGGCGAUAGAGGAGAAAAGGGAGAUAAGGGUGAAAAAGGAUUAAGAGGCUUGGAAGGCCCUCAAGGCUUUCCCGGAAACGACGGCAAACCUGGAGACAGAGGAGACAUUGGUCCGUCUGGGUUGCCUGGAACUCAAGGUGGACUGGGUCCAUCAGGACCAAAAGGGGACAAAGGCGAAGCGGGCCCACCCGGACCAGUUGCGAUAUCUAGGGAGGAAGCUUUAAUAUUGACUAAGGGGGAUAAAGGUGAAUCAGGGCCUAGAGGUAAACGGGGGCAUCCCGGCCCACCCGGUCCUAGAGGUCCUCCGGGUCUGCCAGGUCCUCCAGGGACACCAGGAACAAACGGAAUUUCCGGAGACAUUGGUUUACCAGGCUGGACAGGGCCACCUGGAGCUGCCGGAUCGCCUGGCCCUCAAGGUCAAAAAGGAGAAAAGGGAGAUCCCGGACUGAAUUUGCAUGACUUGGAAAAGAUAAAGGGAGCCAAAGGAGAACGAGGGUUCGAUGGGACCCCAGGUGUCCCGGGUAAAGAGGGUCCUCGAGGCCCACCCGGCCCGCCCGGUCUACCUGCUGCGAAUAUAAAGCACGUACCCUUACCCGGACCCCCGGGACCGCCGGGACCACCGGGUCCCCCGGGCUUUUACCCGAACGAAGUGCCCGAUACAUUGACCGAUAUGCCGGGAAUUAAUCGUCGGGAACCCGGAGUGGGAAAGCAACGGGAUCCUUUGCAAAUUCUGAGGAGCUUGAAUCAUCUUGUUAAUUUUCGACAAGAGCCUUACGGUUAUAUGGAUUCAUUGGCAGACAACCCAGACUUUGAUGACGACGAAGAUGGACGGGCGAUUGUUGGAACUAUUAUAUUCAAGACCACAGACUCCUUAGUCAGACUCGGUGCAAACACUCCACUGGGAACAUUGGCGUAUGUGAUUCAAGAACAAGCCCUUUUAGUACGUGUUAAUAGUGGAUGGCAGUACGUAGCGAUGGGUUCCUUAUUAGCCAUACACUCUCCACCAAUCAAUAGUCCGACGAGAAUACCAAUCCAGAAUAUUCUAGAAACUUCCAGUUUAGUUCAUCAUAAGAAUGCCGCUGUUGAAGGACCCGUGCUCAGAUUAGCUGCUCUCAAUGAGCCACAUACCGGUGACUUGCAUGGGAUGAGCAGCACCAACUAUGAGUGCCGAAGGCAAGCCCAAAGGGCUAACAUGGAUGGGAACUUCCGCGCUUUUAUAUCAACCAGGGUACAAUCGAUGGAUUCCAUAGUCAACUGGGUGAAUCGAGAUACGCCCGUGGUGAACACGAGAGGUGAUGUCCUUUUCAACUCGUGGGCGGAAAUGUUCGACGGUUCAGGGGCGCUGUUCGCUCAUGCUCCAAGAAUCUUCAGUUUUAGUGGCCAAAAUGUAUUGAUGGACCCGGCCUGGCCGACUAAGGCCGUGUGGCACGGCGCUAACCCCAACGGCGAGCCAGCGAUGGAUGCGUACUGCGACGCGUGGCACACCGGCAGCCCUGAGAAGUUCGGGCUGGCUUCCUCGUUACAUUCCAACAAAUUGUUGGACCAAGAAACAUAUUCAUGCAGCAGUAGACUGAUCGUACUCUGCGUAGAAGCCUCUCCUGUAAAUACAGUUAGAAGAAGAAAAAGAUCCAAGUACAGAGCAGAAUUACAUUCUCCAAUAGGUAAAGAAGUGCAACAGAACGAAACUAGUAAACAGUUAUAGAUAUCAAAAUAUGACAAUUUUAAUAAUUAUAAGAGAAAAAAAAAACAUGAAGACUGUAAAUAAUUUUUAAUGUAAUAUGUACCGUUUCGUUAAGCAGUGUCCGGUGCAACAUAUCGACAAUAUAUUUCUUAAACAACUUAAUGAAGUACCCUUAUUUCAUAUUAAUAUGAGAGAUUCCCCUGUACAGUGUAAAAGUAAAUACGAAUCACAAGAUGUUUUUAACAUUUGUUUGAUAUUGUUACUGUGAAACUAGAGAUAUAAGGUUUACGUAAAUUUCAGACGUGUGUACUGCAUACUUCUGUGUCAUGCAGAUAGCGAACUAAAAUAAAAAUUAAAAGCAGCAGUGCUAUUCUUUAAGCUAGCAAUGUCGGUUACAGUCGCAGAAAUUUCACAGUGCUGCGGAAAAGUUGAAAUACUUUGUCCGUAUUCAAGAUAAAUUGUUGUACUCAUUAACUUACACAAAACGCGAUGACAUUCGACGUCGAGUGCUAGUGCCGUUUUGAACACAUGUAAGAUUUUGGCGAUGUUUUACGUUGGCGAUCUCGUUGCUGAAUUGUAGUAAACCAUGCCAAAUAAAUACUAAGCAUUACAAUACGCCUUUUUCAAAUUGGGCUUUUUGGUCAUUGUUAACUUCGCCGUUUUAUUCACCAUAGCACUAAGUGGACAUUGUUCAAUGAGUUUUCAUUUAUUUCAAUGACAUCAAAUCAGACUAUUCUGUACAAAACUGGGAAAAAGUCAAAAUAAGAUCUUUUUCAUCUGUAGAAGGGAAAACAAAAUUUCCAUAAUAUGAUGUAUGGAUGUUGUAGUUUUGUAAAUAACAAGCUUGGACUUACCUUUACAGACAAAGUGGCAUACAACAAUACACUAAAGUAAAAGUAUUUUACUCUAAAUUAAUUUAAGGGAGUCUACUUUGAACAUUAUGUCAAAGAAUCAGAUGAUUUAGUAACAUCCUUACAACUCAGGAUAGUAAAGAGCGUGACAGAUAAGUUUGCGUUCAGGAAUCGCAACUAAAUUGCGGAAAGUAUAUUGUAAAAAGCUUAUGUCAGGCGAAACUCAGUAUAUUGAGUUGUUUUCAUGGUUCGAAUUUAUAAUCAUCAUGCCAAAGAUUGUUGAAAGUGGCGGCAGCGUAAUAUUUUGGAGGUGACUAUGAUUCCAUCAAACUCACGUGGAACUGCAACUUUUCUGGCACGCCUGCACUCUGCCUUUUCCUGUUGUACUGAUAACAAAUAAUAUAAUUUCAUUACUAUUGUUUAUAUAAUAUGCAUCAUUAUUGAACAACGUUUUAGAAAUCGUUCGAAACAUCGUGUUAAGAAUUUAUUGUAAACUCCCAUUUUUAAAGCUAGGCUCCCUUAAAUGUGUUGCUUGCUGCUAAUAAAUUAGGAGGUUCUACUUAGAAGUAAUUAUAUAAAGGAAACGAAAUUUCGAUUUGUAUUCUGUGUUACUAAUGUAAAUAUAUUUCCACAUAGAGUAUAAAUAAAAUAGAUUCACAAUAAAACCCAUUAUAGUACUCGCUCUUUCAAUUCCGUUAGAGUGCUGUUGAUUUUUAUGUUUAUUUAAACAGUUAAUCAUGAUCUUUAAAACCUUUUUAUAGGUUCUUUGAGUACCUACUUCACAUUUCCGUAAUUGUCGAACAGAUUAGUUACAUGGUUUAAUUAACUUUAUUACAGAAAUAUAAUUUUAGAAUAGAUCGGAGUUAUAAGGUAACGUGUUGGAUGGAAAAAUGCCUGAAAAGUGUAAAAGUGUCGUGUGCGUGAAUUUAUUAAGUUUUAUUGAGAGUUAUUGUAUAUAUUUUGCCGUGUUUACAAGACUUUCAUUGAACUUAACUGUCAUUUUACUAAUUUUUCUUUUGUUAAUUAAAUUUCUGUUACAUUUAAUAUUGUAUGUCAAUUAUUAAUUAUCAGUUUGUUAUGUAAUUUAAAUGAUAUUCUAACUAAAAAAGUAUAAAUUAUAGAGGUUAUAAAAAUAAAAUUUUGUUUUUAGAUAUUGUUCCUCUUUGGCUAUGUAUAAGAUACAAAAUAGUUGAAGCUAAAUGUAAUAAAAUGUAUUUUAUCGAAGUCAAGUUAGCUACUCUUAAACUAUUUUCUACCAUAUCUGUGAGUCAAUGAAUUAUAUGGUAUGAAUUGCUAUUAUUUGUUUAUUACUAACAAAUCGAGGAUUUAAUUCUUGCUUGUUUAUCGAAGUUAUAGUUUUAAGUACCACAUAAUAUUAAAUCAACAUUCAUAUAAAGAGCCCCGUAUACCAAACGCGUUAAAUAGUCAUGAUGUGUGGCUGAAAAUAUUAUUUUUAUAUUUUUUUCCACUUCCACCAAUCAAUAUAACGUAAUCAGAUUGGAUUUGACGCGGAACCUACUGUCAAUGAUUGUUAUUAGGUACACUUUUUUGUGUGUAUGUGCGACGUGCGGUAUCUUACCAUUCCUGCAAGGAACACAAUGUACUAUUGAACUGGUAACGAUUUUUUUUUAAGAUUUUCUACGCCCGUAUUGGAAAUUUCUUCUCAUUGGAUGAACAUUAUAACUAAACAGUUGAAGGGAAUCACGGCUCAUGCCCACUAGACGAUUUUUCACCGGAGCUGAGCCAUUAAUGUCCGGCUCUUUUAAUGCUGAUGGUGUGUUGGGCUGUUCAGGUUUAGUUACAUUAAUAUAAGUUCUAAAUACAUAAUAAAUGAAGUGAUGCAUUUAUGUAAUAACCAAAAUUAAUACAUUUAUUUAAAAUAUCUUUAAAACAUUACUUUUGGGAUAGAAAAAUGAAUUCAAAGAAUUGUUUUGUUAUAAAAAUUACAUUUUGUAAAAACAAACGUUAAUACUAAGCCACAAGACAUUUUUUACAGACUGACUGAAUAUGCCAUUAUAUUUCUACAAAACUGACUAUUGCAAUUCUGUUUCUUCUUUUAACUGACUAAGGUCAUGCCUUAUUCAAUGAAAUUAAAGAAUUUAACCUUAUGGAGUCACAAUAAGUCUUAAUGUUUAUCUACCUCUCAAACUUACGUCGCGUCUACAACUCCUAAACAAUAUAAGAAGUUAAGCAAUCAACCAAUUGAUUGACUUUAUUAAAAUACAGUUUUAUAGAUUAACUUAAAGUAUUUUUUAAAGUAAGAUAAUACUAUUAAACCAUGUUUAUGUGAGGUGAACUAAAUGGCUGAACACAAACUUGUGCAUAAGCCCUGCUGGCGCCUAGCCAUUUUAUGCACUCCCGAUCCAAUAUACUCAUAACUCUUGUGAGACUAUCCACUAUCCAAGUGCAUAAGGCAAGUAAAGAGGUUUGCAACUUUGAAGACGACCGAAGAUUUUAGAAUCCGCCGAAAACUUACAAUUACCUUUGAGGAGCUGGCGAUCAAAACGGUAUAAUUACACAAAAUUAAAUUUUACAGGAGCUGUAUAAAAUUGAGCUUAGAGUAAGAAGGUACAAAGUACUGUAACAUUUAAACUUGAUAAGUUGUUCACUAGUUGGUAUGAUCGACCAACACCGACAGCGAUUGUAUUACGUUGUAAAUCGCUUGCAUCUAUUUGUAUUUUCAUUUAAGAUUUUGGGGAUUCUAACUCACGAGUGAGGUCGCGGGUUCGACCGAACGAAAGUGAGUUAGAAUGCCCAAUAUCUUUCUACUGGCAGGGUUUUUAAUUUAUAAAUUUAGUAAUUUAAACACUGUUUUAGGCAGUUUUGAUUGAAAAUUAUUUGUAAAAAAAGUAGUUUGACCAAAUGCGUAAUUAUAUAGUUUUGUACGCUAGCUCCUCCUUUUAUUUCAAGAAGGACAAAGCAAAGAGUAUGAAAAAUUUAAGUUUAAAAGUUACAAAAAUCACUUAGAAAGUGGCUUAGUAUAAGCGGUGUAUCUGUGAUAGUGCUUUCUUUGUCUAUAUUAUGUUAAUGUUAAUUUUAGUGUUAUCAAUUUUAAUUUUUAUAUUUUGUUUUGUUAUUGAAUGAGGCGUUGGAUGCGAUGCGAAAUAACGAAUGUAAACUAGUGAAGAAACCUUGUAAUUUUUCAUUGUUAAUGAAACGACGCUAGGUAAAAUUUUAUUGUACUUCUCAAGUACAGGUUGUUUUGAAAAUAAAAGAAAGG